CAACUGAAUUUGCCUAGGUCCAUCAAAAUUGAUCUUGUACUUGAGAAAUCAACGACCACCUACGACACAAAAUAGAACCCGGAACUUUCCCAGUAGGAGCGGAAAGACACGAUGGGUCGCGUGAUUCGUAACCAGAGGAAGGGUGCCGGUGGCAUCUUCAAAGCCGUCACCCGCCUGAACAAGAACCCCGCCAAAUUCCGAAACCUCGACUAUGCCGAGCGCCACGGUUAUGUCCGCGGUAUUGUGAAGGAGAUCAUCCACGACCCGGGCCGUGGUGCUCCCCUCGCCCGCGUUGUCUUCCGUGACCCCUACAAGUUCAAGAAGCACACCGAGACCUUCAUCGCCAACGAGGGCAUGUACACCGGCCAGUUCGUCUACGCUGGCAAGAACGCCGCCCUGACCGUCGGCAACGUCCUCCCCCUUGCUUCGAUCCCCGAGGGUACCAUCAUCUCAAACGUCGAGGAGCACCCCGGUGACCGUGGUGCGCUCGGCCGCACCUCCGGCAACUACGUUACCGUUAUCGGUCACAACCCCGACGACGGCAAGACCCGUAUCAAGCUUCCCUCCGGUGCCAAGAAGGUCGUCAGCAGCAAGGCCCGUGGCAUGAUCGGUCUGGUUGCCGGUGGUGGUCGUACUGACAAGCCUCUGUUGAAGGCUUCGCGCGCAAAGCACAAGUUCGCUGUCAAGCGCAACUCGUGGCCCAAGACUCGUGGUGUUGCCAUGAACCCCGUCGACCAUCCCCACGGUGGUGGUAACCACCAACAUAUCGGUAAGGCCUCAACCAUCUCGAGGUACGCUGCCCAGGGUCAAAAGGCGGGUCUUAUCGCCGCCAGGAGGACGGGUCUGUUGCGCGGUACCCAGAAGACAAAGGAGUAAGGGUUUUGGCGCUAGAUUUGUGGGUUGGGACUGCAUGGAUCAUUGCUUUGUUUUCAAGGGUACUCUUUGCGUUGGGAGAGCCGCAAUUAGCGAGCUCUGGCCGGUUUUAUUUUUCACGGUAUCCAAGGAUUUAAAAAGGAUUCCCUACAGCAGCAAAAGGAGCACUCGGUUUAUGAAGAAAUGGAGCAUUCUUUCGGGUUUUACGCAACAACGGAUGAACGAUUAUGCCCGAAGUGCAG
Messenger RNA from Pyricularia oryzae 70-15, 1115 nucleotides. Its product is annotated as 60S ribosomal protein L2. Gene Ontology annotation, cellular component: cytosolic large ribosomal subunit; ribosome. The transcript is spliced from 6 exons. Lineage: Eukaryota; Fungi; Ascomycota; Sordariomycetes; Magnaporthales; Pyriculariaceae. Gene Ontology annotation, molecular function: RNA binding; structural constituent of ribosome. Bases 112 to 876 code for a protein of 254 amino acids. The record is from RefSeq and is a predicted model, not a curated record. Gene Ontology annotation, biological process: cytoplasmic translation.